Medicago truncatula (barrel medic) is the source of this 3540-nucleotide messenger RNA. RefSeq names its product FT-interacting protein 3. The record is from RefSeq and is a predicted model, not a curated record. The transcript has 2 exons. Lineage: Eukaryota; Viridiplantae; Streptophyta; Magnoliopsida; Fabales; Fabaceae. The coding region runs from base 224 to 3235 and encodes 1003 amino acids.
ACAAGUUCAACCUCAGUCAAUGUAAGCAUACCAUACCACUUUCCUUUAUCAUUUUUAUACUUUCUUAGAAAUUCCAUUUCCCCAUCCUUUUUAUUUCUAACACCCAUUUCUCUGUUACUCACACCUCUCUCUCUCUCUCUAACUGAAGUUUCGGUCUUUAAAGCUCAAAAUCUCAGGUAUAGCGUCUCUCUACCUAAGUCUUCCCUGAAGCUGAUUAUUAGCAAUGAGCAAUCUCAAGCUAGGUGUGGAAGUGGUUGGUGCUCAUGACCUUAUGCCAAAAGAUGGGGAAGGCUCGGCAAGUGCUUUUGUGGAACUUCAUUUUGAUGAUCAGAAGUUUCGGACAACUACGAAAGAAAAAGAUCUGAAUCCUGUUUGGAACGAGAAAUUUUACUUCACCAUUGCUGAUCCAAGCAAAUUACCAAGCCUCGCGCUUGAUGCCUGUGUCUACCACUACAAUAGCAAAAACAAUAAUCCCAAAAUCUUUCUUGGUAAGGUCCGUCUCACGGAAACCUCAUUUGUGCCACUUUCUGAUGCUGUUGUAUUGCACUACCCUCUGGAAAAGAAAAUCACCUUUUCUCGCGUAAAAGGAGAGCUUGGUUUGAAGGUAUUUGUUACCGAAGAUCCUUCUGUAAGAUCCACCAAUGUUUUCCCUGAUCAAAAACCCUCUAUGGAUUCAGAUCAGCACUCAAACAAAGAUCAACCACCGGUAUCUUUGACAGAUUCAUUCCUGAACAUGUUUUCUCGUAAGAAAAAUGUGCCGAAGCACUCAUUUCAUAGCAUUCCUGGUUCUAAUCAAGAAGAACAUAAAUCUUCUCCUCCAGUAGCUGCAAAGAUGGAUGUGGACCAUGUGAAGCAUGGGAUGAAAUCUGGACCUCCUCAGAAAAUCAUGCAUGCAUAUGCAGAUUCGUUGUCUCCAUUUGAUUAUGCGCUCAAAGAGACAAGCCCUUCUCUUGGAGGGGGACAAGUAAUUGGCGGGCGAGUUAUUCGUGGGAACAAGCCAUCCAGCACCUAUGACCUUGUUGAACCGAUGCGUUACCUUUUUGUACGAGUCACAAGAGCUCGCGACCUUCCUUCAAAGACCGGGAGCCUUAAUCCAUAUGUUCAGGUAAAAGCUGGAAAUUUCAAAGGAACUACAAAGCAUUUAGAGAAAAAUCAGGAACCUGAAUGGAAUGAGGUGUUUGCCUUUUCAAGAGACAAUCUGCAGUCAACUACGCUUGAAGUUGAGGUCAAAGACAAAGGUACAAUACUAGAUGAAACUGUUGGUACUGUGAGGUUUGUUCUCCAUGAUGUUCCUACACGUGUUCCACCAGAUAGUCCGUUGGCUCCGGAAUGGUAUCAGAUUGAAAAGAGCGGGAAAAAGAAAAAAGGGGAGUUGAUGCUUGCUGUAUGGUUUGGUACGCAAGCCGAUGAAGCCUUUCCUGAUGCUUGGCAUUCUGAUACACUCUUUCCUGGAGGAAACUCUUCAGUUUCUCAUCAUCAGAUGCGAUCAAAAGUUUACCAUUCACCAAGAUUAUGGUAUGUACGGGUUAGAGUGAUCGAGGCACAAGACUUAAUUCUGUCGGAGAAAUCUCAAAUGUCAGAUGCUUAUGUUAAGGUGCAGACUGGUAACCAGAUUUUGAAGACAAAACCCGUUCAAUCAAGGACCAAAAACAUGCGUUGGGAUCAGGAGCUGAUGUUUGUUGCUGCUGAACCCUUCGAUGAACCUUUGAUUCUUUCCAUAGAAAACCGUAUUGGUCCAAAUAAGGAUGAGACAAUUGGGGCGGUUGUUAUUCCUUUGACCAAAGUAGAAAAGCGUGCUGAUGAUAGAAUUAUCCGUACUAGGUGGUAUAACCUUGAACAAUCCAUGUCCUCUGCAAUGGAUGGGGAACAAGGGAAGAUGAAUGAUGUGUUUUCUAGUAGAAUUCACCUUAGUGUCUGUCUUGAUGGUGGGUACCAUGUUUUCGACGAGUCAACUUAUCAUAGUAGUGAUCUCAGACCGACAUCAAGGCAGCUGUGGAAGAAGCCGAUUGGCGUCUUAGAACUUGGCAUUCUAAAUGUUGAUGGACUUCAUCCUAUGAAAGCCAGGGAUGGAAGAGGAACAUCAGAUGCAUACUGUGUGGCAAAAUAUGGGCGAAAAUGGGUCCGUACUCGAACUCUUAGUAAUACUCUAGACCCAAAAUACAAUGAGCAAUACACAUGGGAAGUUUUUGAUCCAGCUACAGUUCUCACUGUCGGGGUGUUUGAUAAUGGUCAGGUUAAUGGUCCAGAUAACAAAGAUUUGCUAAUCGGUAAAGUUCGGGUCCGAAUCUCAACCCUUGAAACCGGACGUGUUUACACAAACUCUUAUCCUUUACUGAUGCUUCAUCCUUCAGGUGUCAAAAAAAUGGGUGAACUUCACUUGGCCAUUAGAUUUUCUUGUUACUCAAUGGUUGACUUGAUGCAAUUGUAUUUUAAGCCUCAUUUACCGAAAAUGCACUACAAAAGGCCACUCAAUGUUAUGGAACAAGAAAUGUUGCGGCAGCAGGCUGUAAAUGUUGUUGCUUCUCGCCUUAGUAGGGCGGAACCCCCGCUUAGAAAGGAGGUAGUUGAGUACAUGUCUGACACACAUUCGCAUCUUUGGAGCAUGAGACGCAGCAAGGCAAACUUCUACCGUCUGAUGACAGUUUUUUCGGGAUUUCUUUCAGUAGGGCGAUGGUUAGGGGAAGUUUCCACCUGGAAUCAUCCUAUGACAACUGUACUUGUGCACAUACUUUUUGUGAUGCUUGUGUGUUUCCCUGAACUUAUUAUGCCAACUAUGUUUCUAUACGUGUUUGUUAUCGGGAUGUGGAACUGGAGGUUCCGCCCGAGAUGCCCUCCUCACAUGAACACCAGACUCUCUUACACAGAUGGAGUGACCCCCGAUGAGCUUGAUGAGGAAUUCGACACAUUUCCUUCCACAAAGAACCCUGAUGUUGUGCGAUGGAGGUAUGACCGGUUAAGAAGUGUGGCUGGAAGGGUUCAAAGUGUCGUUGGAGAUUUAGCUACUCAAGGAGAGAGAGUCCAAGCACUUGUGAGCUGGCGCGAUCCACGUGCUAGUAGCAUGUUCAUGGCAUUUUGCUUUGUGUCUGCUAUUGUGUUGUAUAUUACCCCUUUCCAGAUGCCUAUUCUUAUGGGUGGUUUUUACUUUAUGAGACACCCUAUGUUCCGGAGUAAGGUACCAGCAGCACCAGUUAACUUCUACCGCAGAUUACCUGCCCUCACAGAUAGCAUGCUGUAAAUGGAAUUUGACCUGCUGACAGUGACAAUGUUUGAAUUUGGCAUGGAGUUUUUGGCAGUGAUUGUAUAAUCCUGGAAGCUAUUUAUCAUGUCUUUGUUUAUUUUGGUGUUGAGUACUAUUGGUAGAGAUCUAUGUAUAAUUGCUGUGGAAAACUGUAGUAUAGUUUUAUUAUUGCUUACUAGCCUUUCCUAUAGUAGCAUUUCAUCUUAUGCUAUUAGGAACCAUGCACAAUGGAACUGGUUUGAUGAUGAAGGAUCUUGUCAAAUAAAUUAUGAUGUUGGACCAAUGAAAUUCCGAUUGACUCA